This is a messenger RNA of Nelumbo nucifera (sacred lotus), 2770 nucleotides long. RefSeq names its product OSBP(oxysterol binding protein)-related protein 2A (gene ORP2A). Gene Ontology annotation, molecular function: sterol binding. The record is from RefSeq and is a predicted model, not a curated record. NCBI's taxonomy places the organism in Eukaryota, Viridiplantae, Streptophyta, Magnoliopsida, Proteales, Nelumbonaceae. Gene Ontology annotation, cellular component: cytosol; membrane.
UUUUUUGAAUUUAUUUAUUAAAUCUUCAAAUUCAUCACAUCUCCCUCUUUUUCUCUCCCCAUCUCCCCAUCUCACUGGGGUUCUGCUCGGUUUCAGAACUCUCUCGCAGAUCGGAAUGCGGGUAAAGGAAAUGCAUCCCUUGUGUUGCAUCUCACUGGAGAGCCCUGGGAUCGGGGACCGGUCACCGGAGGUUUCCGCGACGAGAAGCGGUUUUUUGGGGGGUUCUACUGCCACUUACGGUGGAUCUGACUGCUAUGUCGGAAGGGAGACGGGAUCUGAUGUUAAUGUCGCCGGGCUUCUUUACAAGUGGACGAAUUACGGUAAGGGAUGGAGAUCUCGAUGGUUUUGCUUGAGAAAUGGCGUCCUUUCUUACUCCAAGAUUCGGCGAUCGGAGAGUCUCAAUAUGUUGUCGACGAGCGAUGACGUUCGACUUAUCGGAGAUGUUUCUUCCGAUCGCCUUUCACGCCUUGACAGUGUAGGGAGAAGAAAGCAACAGAAAGCGACUGGUGUUGUUCAUCUAAAGAUUUCAUCAUUUCGUGAGAGCAAGUCUGAUGAUAGACGAUUCUACAUAUUCACUGCUACGAAGACUCUUCAUCUCCGAACUGAUUCAAAGAAAGAUCGUGUAUCUUGGAUUAAUGCAUUAGUCUCUUCAAGGAACCUAUUUUCCCUGAGACCAUUGAAUGAUAAACUUUCCCUUGUUCCUAAUGAUUUAUCCAUAUCAACGGAGAAGCUUAGAAGUCGCUUGCUCGAAGAGGGAACCAGUGAGAUAGUUAUCCAGGAAUGUGAGAAGAUUAUGCUGUCAGAGUUUUCAGAGUUACAAGCACAAUUUAAAGUUCUUUGUGAAGAACGAUCUAAUUUGCUUGACACAUUAAGACAGCUGGAGGCAGCUAACAUUGAAGUUGAGACCCCUGGAAUACAUGAAAGCCAGUUCCAGCUAACAAAGCAUGAAUUUUCAAGCCUUGGACAUGGAAAAUAUAGUGAAUACAGCACAACUGAAUCAUCUGAUGAUAUUGAAAAACAAGAGCUCGAGGAAAUCUCAGAGGAUGAAGAGACUUCUUUUUUUGACACUAGCGAGUAUUUUAGUGAUUCUCCUUCUAAUUGUUGGUCUGUAACGGGAAUGGAAAACACUGUGUUGAGCUGUAUGAUACCUGGAAACACCUUGGAUACUUUGGAGAAGGUGCAUCCUGAGAAAGAAUUUGACUACAUUUUCCCUCACAUUGAAAGGCGAAAGAAACUUCCUGUUCCAGUUGAGAAAGAGAAAGGUGUUAGCCUUUGGUCAAUGAUCAAAGACAAUGUUGGAAAGGAUCUCACAAGAGUAUGUCUCCCAGUUUACUUCAAUGAGCCAAUAUCAUCUCUGCAGAAAUGCUUUGAGGACUUGGAAUACUCUUAUCUUCUGGAUCGAGCAUAUGUCUAUGGGAAAAAGGGGAACAGUCUUCUAAGAAUUCUGAAUGUGGCUGCAUUUGCUGUAUCUGGAUAUGCCUCCUCUGAGGGUCGACACUGCAAGCCUUUCAAUCCUUUGUUGGGAGAAACCUAUGAAGCUGAUUACCCUGAUAAAGGGAUUCAUUUCUUCUCUGAGAAGGUUAGUCAUCACCCUACGGUUAUUGCCUGCCACUGUGAAGGCAAAGGAUGGAAAAUCUGGGGUGACAGCAACCUAAGGACAAAAUUUUGGGGGAGGUCAAUUCAGCUUGAUCCUGUCGGUGUGUUGACCCUGGAGUUUGAUGAUGGUGAGAUCUUCCAGUGGAGCAAGGUCACAACAAGUAUCUACAAUCUCAUCCUUGGUAAAGUGUAUUGUGAUCACCAUGGGACAAUGCAUAUACAGGGUAACCGUCAAUAUUCUUGCAAACUCAAGUUCAAAGAACAGUCCAUCCUUGACCGUAAUCCUCACCAGGUGCAAGGAUAUGUUGAGGAUGUCGUGGGGAAUAAAGUUGCCACCUUAUUUGGAAAGUGGGAUGAUAGCAUGCAUUACAUCAGUGGUGAUGGUGUUGCCAAGUCCAGGAGUAGUAAUUUGCCAUCAGGGGCCUCCCUUUUAUGGAAAAGUAGCAAACCACCUCCUAAUCUCACUCGGUACAACUUAACAUCAUUUGCAAUCACAUUGAACGAACUGACACCCGGACUACAGGAGAAACUUCCACCCACGGAUUCAAGACUUAGACCGGAUCAACGGCAUCUAGAGAAUGGGGAAUUCGAGAGGGCGAAUGCAGAGAAGUUGCGUUUAGAGCAGAGGCAGAGGAUGUCCAGGAAAUUACAAGAAAAUGGUUGGAAGCCAAGAUGGUUUGAGAAAGAUGGUGAGAAUGGGUCUUAUCGUUAUGUGGGCGGUUACUGGGAAGCAAGGGAGCAAAGAAGAUGGGAUGGAUGCCCAGAUAUAUUCGGUGAAUUUAAGGAAGGGAUGGCCGUGUAAUGCAUGUGUAUAGUGUGUAAGAUUAUUAACAAUGCAGACAGAUUGAGAUACUGUACGGGGAAAGACGAUGACUCUUGAAAUGUUGGGAGUCUGAGGGGGGAGAGUUUACUGAUUACUUGUUUUUUAUUUUUGUUUUUGUCCAUUUAAUUGAAAUUUGAAUCAUAGGUCUUUAGAGAAUUAAUCCCCAAUGAUUUGAUUACUGGAAUUUUCUUGUAGUGAUGUAAGGUCAAUUUCUCAAGUAUCCACUUUAUAUAUAUGCCUUUGAUUAUAAUGAAUCUGGCAGGCUAUUUUGUAAACUAUUUCUGUAUUGACCUCAUUUAGAAUCUUUUUUUGUAAUAUUUUGAAUAAAAGGAAAUUUAUAGGCAUUCUUGA